Molecule: messenger RNA, 4640 nt
Organism: Aplysia californica (California sea hare)
Lineage: Eukaryota; Metazoa; Mollusca; Gastropoda; Aplysiida; Aplysiidae
Product: arrestin domain-containing protein 3
Exons: 7
Coding region: 1348-2574 (408 amino acids)
Biological process (GO): protein transport
Cellular component (GO): cytoplasm
Source: RefSeq, a predicted model, not a curated record
AUGGAGUGAGACCAUAAUAUGACUGAAUUUUCUGGAGAGAGAAAAAAAAACGACAACAUUACAGCGCCCUUCUUGAGUACACAAGCCACGUCCAAGUUUUGAGUAGUCUAAUUCUCCUAUAUAUUUUUUAAGAGCAGCAACAACGACGACAACAGCAGCAACAGUAGCAGCAGCAGCAGCAGCAGUAACAACAACAGCAACAACAACAGCGACACGUGACCCUGGCGAGAAGCACACUUCUCGGGGUCGCGGACAGUCGCAGCGGUGACAAAACAACUGCAACAAUUGACUCGGUUGCCCUUUAAACCUGUUGACUAUACAAAACACAACAGCAACAGCAUUAACAACAACAACUGCAACAACAACUACAACAACGGGAUUUUCUAACAUUCAUUCAGCAUUAGCGGCAGACAACGAGGUGUUAAAUUUAGGCGACGUCUUCCCACCAUUGUCUGAUGGUCCUGAACACUUCCUGAUGAAAGACUGGCGAGAGCUGGGAGGGGAGAUCAAAAUCGUUGGAUUAAAAAAAGGUACAAAAUGAUUAAUGAACGAAGACCAGAUCAAUUAUGAUGGCCUAACGUUGUCAUAGUCGAUUUUCAUCACAGCGUGAGCUCAAAUCAGACAUUCUGUUAAGGACACGGAAACUCACGACGAAAAUCGACCUCAAACCCCGUGCAAAUUGACAAAAAGAGCUGGCAUGUAUCACGAAAAGUUUUGACGUUACAUAAUAUUCUACUGUUCACACCCCAAGAGAGAAAAAUGCCAGCCACCUACCCAGUGAGCCGCCAACUCACAAUCUCUAUUGUGUUGGUCUGAGUUUGAGACAAUUAAACAUUUAUACCCUGAGAGAUUUCGUUGAAGAGGAGAUUUGACUCGUAGGCCAACGCAAGAAGUUGAAAACAAAACUACGUCCGGUUCGCUAUCAUAUACGCAGCUUUAAAUACCCUCGAGGCGGGAGCAGACGAGCGUCUGUAGUAAUCUACCUCGCGCCUUCUGUGAUUUUCUUCUCCUAUUGUGCUCCAGGGAAGAUCAGUCUUGACGGUGUGACCACAAGGGACCAAACAGUGUGAAAACAGAGAGUUUGUCGCGAGACAUUCAAAGUGACCCAUAGGCCUGGUCCUAAAGAAUCAUCUACAAAAAACAGCAACAACAGCAACAACAACGCAAGCAAAACCCUCAAAUCAUCACCACCACCCUCCUAUUUUUUCACAUUGGUCUACGCACACUUUUUACUACUACUGUUUCAGAAAACGUUCUGAAGAUUCUUGCUCGUCGAUCUUGCAUCGUUUCAUCAAGGGGAGAGAGAGAAAGAGAGAAAACAAGCUACCAUUACCCGCCAAAUCAAUCAUGAAGCUGAACGUGUUCCAGAUCGUUCUCACCAACAGUGACGCUGUGUAUUUCUCUGGACAGGUGCUGCAAGGUCACGUGAUCUUAGAGCUCACCAAAAACACCAAAGUGUCAGACAUCCGGAUGUCGUUCCGCGGGAAAGCGUUUGUUCACUGGACAGAACAGGCUAUGCGUGGUCCGGGGGAGAGCCGCUACAAGGAGAUACGUCAUCACUCCGCAACCGAGGAGUAUAUCGAUGUCUCAAAGCAUCUUCUCUCCAGAGGGUCAACGUCUUCCUCGACAAACAACGAGAGUCGUAUUCUGGAAGCUGGCCAGUACACCUACCCUUUUCAGUUCCACAUCCCUCCUACGUCACCGUCCUCGUUCGAGGGUCAGUACGGGUUCGUCCGUUAUUGGGUCAAGGUCGCAAUUGAACGACCCUGGAAAGAGGAUGUGUCUGUGAAGAAGCUUUUCAGUGUUGUGUGCCCCGUGGACCUGAACAGAGAGCCGUCUGCAGAUCAACCCACCCACAAUGAGAAGGAGAAGAAGAUGUGUUGUUUAUGCUGUAUCUCAGGCCCCAUCUCUGCCAGUCUGAGACUCAACAAAAAAGGUUACGUGCCUGGAGAGACGGUGUUUAUACAGGGCGAUGUCAACAACCUCUCAAGUCGUAAGAUAGGCAGUACUUCUGUGGAGCUGCUGAUGACGACUACGUUUCACACACCGAUCAAAUCCCGUACUGUGACUCAUCAAGUGGCAAAACUCCACCACGGAAGUAUUCCUUCCGGUGGAAGUGACGCAUGGGAAGGCGAUCGCCUGGUAUUGCCACCCCUCCCACCUUCCUAUAUGAUUGGCUGCAAUGUCAUGGAUGUGAGGUACACCCUUGAGCUUCGAGCUUACCCUGUGGGCCCUGCUUUUGUUCUGACUGUUCCUGUUGAGAUCCUUAUUGGUACUGUGCCACUCAACUCCACCCUAGAACGUUAUCUUUCCGCCCACCAAAUGACUCCGCCCACCCCACGGCAACAUGGCAGCAAAAGGGGCGGGGCCUCGGCAUUAGCAGAAAAUCAGAACAGACCACCCCAAUACAUACCCCCCACAUUCUCACCAUCACCCAUGUGUCACUUCCAUCUCCAUGACGACGAGGAUGACCAGAGGACCAGUAUGGAGGGCAGCUACGCACCAGCCUACAUCACAUUCAACUUCGAAGUCUUACAACCUCGACGUCAGCAAACUGUCAGAUUUGCAACAUGAUAAUCAUUCAUUCUCAAAAAAUCCACUUCAACAACCAAAAUAACCAACCCAUUAGUCACAUAGAGUGUAUAUAUUCUUCACAAAUUUAUCACAAAAUUGUGGAGUGGUAGAGUUACGAAUGACUCCCAACCCUCCAAUGACAAGCAAAUGGCUUUUUGAGCCUUCUCAGCUGACUGUUUUCAGGUAUUAAAAAAUUUGCAGCGACAGAAAGUAUUUAUGGCAUCAUCUUGUGUGUCUUCUGAUAGAGGAAAAGACAAGACAUCAAUAUAAUUCAAAUUAAAUUUUGAAUGCUGAGCAUAGACUAAGCGUUGUAUUUGAGAUCUUGUCAAAUAUUUAUAUUUUUGUAUUCAACACAAUUUGGAUCAAUAAUUAUGAAGGCGGCUUCUUUGAAUCUGCUACAUUGGUAAAUAUAUAUCUCCCAACAGAAGGGUGGAGAAUCUCAAAACAAUAUUGUCUUAAUGUUGGAACUGAGCUCUUGUCUUUUGCACGCAAGACGAAGAGCGUAACCUGUAAGCCACAGAUGCUGGCCAACUCAAACAGAAAAAUUGAAUGUAUCCCCAUUUAUAUGCUAGGAAUAAAGCGGAAACAAGAUGCUGCUUUCAUGUUGAAAAUGCUCAAGACGUAGAAGGUCAAAUCUUUCUUAAUAAAGAAUUCCUUUUUGCAGGGGUCUUGCUCACUCCAGAUAGUAGGCCUACAUAUUUUUUAAAGUUUACAUUGUUAUGUAUGACAAGCUUACUCUGUUCAUGACUACAAGGACUAAGUUUCAGAAAAAUCAUUACAGAUCCAUACCAUACCAUAUAAACUGAUGACUGCUGGCAAGACAGUUUUCACUUUCAGUGUCAGCAAAUAACAAAGGGUUCUUUUUAACGCUGCCACAAACACACAAACAUUGCAAAAAUGUGCUGUGGUCACAAAAAGAGAUUUUCUUUGAGGGAAUGAUUGAGAUAGAUAAAUAUGUGUAUGUGAGUGUUUGAGAAUGUAUUUUGUUUGUGUGUGAUGUAAGCUGAGUGCGUGUGCUUGUGUGUGUGUAUGUAUACGUGUGGUGAGUGUGUAUGUGUAUGUGUGGUGAGUGUUGUUAUAGGGCCUACUUUUGUAAGUGUGUCUGCAAGGAGGAAAGAGAGACAGUUUUUAAAAAAGACUGUAAAUGAUUUUCGUCUCCAUCAACAGAAAUUAGGUAAAUUAAGAGAUAAACCGCUUUGUCCCUGCCUGUCAGAAACAAUUAGGCAAAGUGGGAUACAAUAUCAGGCAGUCAGACAGAAACACUCGAUAAAAUGACUUCCCAACACGGACACUGAAUUCAUGUCUUUUGAGAGCAAAGGCCAAAAGUUUUACUGUUGCACAACUGAUGGCAAUUGGGGGAACCAGACAGUUACUUCAGACUUCAUAAACACUACUAAAAGUGUGCAAUGCCCUUGCUGUACCAGAUGUAUUGUAAGGCAAUCUGAAGGGCAAGGGAUAGGCCCUACAAUGUUCUAGGAGGAAAACUGGCGAGAUAUGAUAUACAAUACAUACUGUGCAUGAAUGUGCAAAAACCAGAAAACAACAUACCGUGGAACUCAGAUUCUACAAAGUCGUCGGGCCUGGCCUUCAAUUAAGUUGAAUCCAAGUGUUCGUUAUGGCAAAUAUAAGGUUUCUGUGUUGAUAAUUACAGGCACCGAGCAGGUACUGUAUAAUGUAUUUGAUUUUCUCAAUCAAAGGUAGUUUGGUUUCAAAUGAGAGGCAUAUGCGUUUCUUUGAUACUAAAGAUUUGCUGGAAGAUUCCAGGAAAAUACAUUGAACUCUACCACUACCAGUACACACUGUGCAAAGGGGCCGAUUUGUUCAAAUACACACCUAUGUCAUCUAUCAUCUAUAAACAUAUUGUUUGCCAAACAAGUUAUGUUGUUGUGUAGAACCUAGUAUAUAUGGCAACGUUUGAUUUCACAGUUCAGUGCGCAAUUCAUUAUAUAAAUCUAUGUCAACUUAUCAUUGUAAUGUUGAUCAGUAGCCGGGGAAAAAAAUAAUUGUUGCGUUUGUUUCUCAACUGACGUUUCAAGCCCAGACCGUUUAUACCCACUCCUCCCCCC